This is a messenger RNA of Cherax quadricarinatus, 1065 nucleotides long. Lineage: Eukaryota; Metazoa; Arthropoda; Malacostraca; Decapoda; Parastacidae. The record is from RefSeq and is a predicted model, not a curated record.
CAAUCAGAGAGAAAGAUGAGGUUAAGCUAUGUAUUGUUUUACAGGGUUGAAGCACUUAACAAGGAGAAACUUCAGCGUGAGAGUGACACUAGUGCAGCUUCAAGCACAAUAUCAGCAAGCUUCAGAUCCUGGCAAGAAGCUCAAAGGAGGGCCAGCCUACUCACCAAGCCUAUCCUGAAUUUUCUCACCAUCUCCCUUUGCACUUAUCAGCCCAUUUUCAUGAUAGAGCUGGCUGUGGACUACCUGUAUCUUGUGAUGCCCAAGAUGCUGACAGCUGCCCUCCAUCUGCUUAACCCAGUCACAAGCGUUGAUGUGGAUGCCCUUGCUCAAGUACCUUCAGAAGUCAUGCCCUCAGCUGCCCAGGCAGCCUGGGUCCUCUGUACCAACCUCAGCCAAAUUAAUAAGAUUGGCAUUGAGAGUGGCCUUCCUCAACACCUGAUUCCCCAAGAAUACCGGGAAGCCUUCUCGACCAUCCUCCUCCACUGGCUGGUCCUCAGUAAACACUUGGCUCUGGAGGAGUGCCAGAGAGACAUUCAGCAAGAUGAAUUCGUAGCUGUUGAUGACAUGGCCGGCUACAGUCAGUCUGCUGUUGGUGUUGCUGACCUGCUGAAGGCGCUGAUGAUCCAUGUGUGUGAGGUGAAGUGGCCAGGUGAUGUGGGUCCCAGUGGCGGCACUCUCAUUAAGAUCAGUCAACACAUCAUGGAACUGGCGGCUCAGUACAUCACCAGAAUCACUCAGAGCUACACCGUCCAGGCAGGAGAUAAAGACACGAUUUUAAAAGAGGUGUGUGUGGUAGUGAGGAACGUGGAACACGUGUGUAACGAGGUAAGGAAACACCUGUUACAUCUGUCAAAACUGGCUAGUACACAAAAGGAGAUGGAGGCAGCCCAAGAGCUGGAGGAGAGAACCAAGCACCUACAACAGCACAUUGACAAUGCUGCUGAAGUACUCCUGCUGAGGGUAGGUCUAACACGCUUUACCUUCAUACAAGAAAAAAAGAUGCUAAUGGUUAUAAUCAUAAGCCUAAUUUUUAAAGAGGUGGAGAGGUAAGCCAGUGGAAGGCCU